GCGCAGAGUUGACGGCAUCCAAACAGAGUCGUAGUCUCCGCCACAUUCUGCGACCACUCCAUGUGACGGGUGAUGAUGUCGGGGUUCUACUAUCGCCCGAUAACUUAUCGCCUAUCGAUCAGCCACACUAGUGCUUCUAAAGAUAGCCGAUACGCAAGGGCGGUUUGGUCUCAAUAAUGAGUGAGCUCCCCCAUACACGAGUUCUGACGGAGUUCCGGAGUAUCUGUCCGUCCUCAACAACUACAGAGUCAUCGGCCAGAAUGAGCCCUGUCAGAUUCGACGUCGCAUUGCAGCUCGAUAAGAACUCUAAUUUGGAACCAUCCCGCUCCAGCUGGAUGCAAUGCAUUGCAUGCGCUGACGUGUAUUCCGCCGAUUGCAAUGACACGCUACAUGGCAUAAAUAACCAUUGUUGCCCAAGUCCGAUUCUAACAACCUUGACAUCGCCGACGAAACUUGCAGGAAGCAAGAGAAUUCCACAGAACGGAAAAGAAAGAACAGGUGGCAAAACGAAAUACAGCAUUAUGGAACAAGCAAAGUGCACUUCGUCUUCCACUCAUCACAAAAAAGCCUGCACACUUUUUGCUCGUCCUCGGUCACAUAGAGGGGGGUAUAUGGUCAUAACAUGGUAGGUUGGGGGUGGACAGACACAGUUGGAUCUGCAUCUGCCCACAGUCAU
Aspergillus japonicus CBS 114.51 is the source of this 676-nucleotide messenger RNA. RefSeq lists its product as uncharacterized. The coding region runs from base 177 to 629 and encodes 150 amino acids. Lineage: Eukaryota; Fungi; Ascomycota; Eurotiomycetes; Eurotiales; Aspergillaceae. The record is from RefSeq and is a predicted model, not a curated record. The transcript is spliced from 2 exons.